This is a messenger RNA of Phlebotomus papatasi, 1727 nucleotides long. It is a transcript of the gene ArfGAP1, whose product is annotated as ADP-ribosylation factor GTPase-activating protein 1. Bases 236 to 1576 code for a protein of 446 amino acids. The record is from RefSeq and is a predicted model, not a curated record. Gene Ontology annotation, cellular component: Golgi membrane. NCBI's taxonomy places the organism in Eukaryota, Metazoa, Arthropoda, Insecta, Diptera, Psychodidae. Gene Ontology annotation, biological process: regulation of endocytosis; regulation of ARF protein signal transduction. The transcript has 6 exons. Gene Ontology annotation, molecular function: GTPase activator activity.
GUUGGAAACAUCGGGCAUUAUCUAGUUUCCACGUCUCCAUCGUGCUUGACAUUUUGGACUUCCUGAUAAUUUUUCUGCUCCACUGUAAUUCCAGGAAUUCCCCAAUGCAAGUAGUUUAGAGAAAAUUAAAAAAAAUAUCUUGGAGCUUGACAUAAUUAUGUGCUUCUUAUAACAUUAGUGGAACGGAUUAUUAUAAAUAUUUUUUUAAUUGAGUGCAAAGAAGUGAAAGUGAGUCAUGGCUAGUCCUCGAACUCGAAGAGUCCUCCAGGAUCUGAGACCAGACAAUGGAAAUACGAAAUGCUUUGAAUGUGGGACACACAAUCCUCAAUGGGUUUCAGUCACUUAUGGCAUCUGGAUAUGCCUGGAGUGUUCUGGGAAGCACCGUGGAUUGGGUGUUCAUCUGUCUUUUGUGCGGUCCGUGACCAUGGACAAGUGGAAGGAUGUGGAAUUGGAGAAGAUGAAAGUGGGCGGGAAUAAGAGAGCACGAGAAUUUUUUGAUACCCAAUCCGAUUGGGAUGAGACAAUGCCCAUCCAACAGCGCUACAAUACCCGAGCUGCUGCCCUGUAUCGGGAAAAGAUAAAUGCCCUGGCACAGGGCAAGGCAUGGGAUGAAUCAAAGGCAUCUGUUAAGGGAACAAAUCAAACUUCCACUUCGUCACUUUCCUAUUCGCACAGUGAAGGAGCAAUCUCAUCGAAUUCUACCACUGGCUACGAUUCCUACAAUUCCGGCAGUGGAGGCUACCAAGAUGGUGGUGGCUAUCAGAAUUUCAAUUCACAGGAAUUCAGGGAUCAAAAGGAAUCAUUCUUUAACAAGAAACAACAGGAAAAUGCUUCGAGGCCAGAUCAUUUACCGCCUAAUCAAGGUGGAAAGUAUUCUGGAUUUGGCUUCACACGUGAUCCUCCACCUAAAAGUCAAUCCCAGGAAUUCUUCGAUACAACCCUGACAUCUCUUGCCAGUGGUUGGAGUCUCCUGUCUCUAGGAGCAUCGAAGGUAGCUUCAACAGCUAAAGAAAAUGCCCUUAAAUACGGAAGUCUAGCCUCACAAAAGGUAGCUGAUGUAUCAAGUACUGUAGGUGAAAAGGUUAAAGAUGGAACCCUUUUAAAUGACGUAGGCAAUCAAGUUUCAACUUUGGCUAAUAAGGUUGGCGAAUUGGGUAAAAAGAGUUGGACGUCAAUUAGUACUGGAGUCCCCUCACAAGAUGGCUAUACAUCUCCCGGCGAGAGUCUGAAUGACCAUCAGUAUGACGGAUAUCAGAGAUCAUCUUCGGUGAAUGGAGGAAAAAGGGCUGAUAGUUGGGAGGGAAAUUGGACAGAUGAUAAAUACAAUUGCAAUGCAUCCUAUCAGAAUUCUGAUGCAGGCAAUGAUGCUGAUGAGUGGAAUGGAUUUGAAUCUGCAUCAGGGACACCAGAAGUGACCAAAACAACCGUCCCAGCUACGAGAAAGAGUUUAAAACCAACAAAACCAAGUCAUACCGAUGACUUUUCUGCACUCGAUGUGAAAUCCAUGAAGCCAAAAAGCUCCCAAAAUUCCAAGAAAAAGGACGAAGAUGACUUCUGGGAGAUGCUCAACAAUUGAGUAGGGAGACAAUUUUGUGUGUAAUGGCAUUUUCUGCCCAGAUAGGCAUCAUUUGAGAAUUAUAUAAAUGAAUUUUAGCGCAAAAAAAUUGUAAUCUAUUGAAUGUUUGAAUGAAUAAUAAUAAUAAUAAAAAUAUUAGAUAAAUUUAAAA